Molecule: messenger RNA, 5683 nt
Organism: Globicephala melas (long-finned pilot whale)
Lineage: Eukaryota; Metazoa; Chordata; Mammalia; Artiodactyla; Delphinidae
Gene: PTPRJ
Product: protein tyrosine phosphatase receptor type J
Biological process (GO): peptidyl-tyrosine dephosphorylation involved in inactivation of protein kinase activity
Cellular component (GO): signaling receptor complex
Molecular function (GO): protein tyrosine phosphatase activity; protein binding
Source: RefSeq, a predicted model, not a curated record
GGAUCAGGGCGCUGAGCGCGGGGGGUGGGCGCCGCUCGCUCCGCCCUGCGAAGCCCCUGCGCGCCCAGGGACGCGUCCACCCCGCUGCAGCCCCGCCAGGCUCCGCCGUGUGGCCGCUGCCGCCGCCGCUGCUGCCAUGUCCCCGGGGAAGCCCGGGGCGGGCGGAGCGGGGACGAGGCGGACCGGCUGGAGGAGGAGGAGGCGGAGGCGGCGGCUGGAGGCGGCGACUAGGGCGCCGGGGCUCGGAAGCACGGCGGGGCCCGACUCGCGCGUCCCGGGCACGUUCCAGGGCGCGCGGGGAAUGAAGCAGGCGGCGCGGGAGGCGCGGCCGCCUCCGCGCUCGCCCCGGCUCCGCUGGGCGCUGCCGCCGCUGCUGCUGCUGUUGCGCCUGGGCCAGAUCGUGUGUACAGGUGACUGCUCCCGCUGCGAUCUGCUUGAAUUCACAUCUACAGCCAGUGAGAUUCAAUCAUCUAUCAAGGCAGCAGGAAACUUUUCAGUGAUAAACGUAACGGAUUUGAGUGGCCAGAGUCAGCAGUUUCUCCGAGCAGACAGUGAUGGGAAGACUUCAUUUUCAGGGCUGGUUCCUGGGAUGCACUAUCUUUUCACCUUUUCAAAUGGCUCCAGUACCUGCUGCCAAGAAGUGCAGAUACAACCCAGUCCUACAGAAGCCGUUACCAUCAGUCCAACCAGUGUGACCCUAACCUGGAAAAACGACACAGCUGGAGUAACGAGUACGAUGGAAAAUGGGCAGAUGAGUCUUGCAAAUCAAACAGGUGGUAACAGCACAUACUCAAGUCCAGGAAGCGAUGGGACUUCAGGAGAUACCACAUUAGAGCCUCAUCCAGUUUCUGGUCUUCGUGUUGUCUUCGUGGGUGUGACGCACGUUGCUCUUACCUGGAAGAAUGAUAACAUCACUGACACCUGCCGGAUGUUCCUUGAAGGAAGCCAGGAGUCGACUCAAAACUUAGCACUCAAUAUUUCAGACCUGAAGCCAGGGGUUCAAAAAAACGUCACCCUGUAUCUUUCAAAUAAGUCACAGAGUGACCCUCUGGUUACAGAAAAUAGCUUAGAUGCCAGCAACACAGACCGCUUUCUGCAGCCACUCGGGAGCCCCACUGCCCCUGGGUACAAAUAUGGACUUGAACCUGCACCCCCGUUCUCUGACCCUUCUCUGCCCCAAGACACCACGGAAGUCCUGCUUUUUGGGUUAAAGUCUGACACACAGUACAAGGCCACUGUUUAUCCUCGAGCAGCGAAUGGUGCCGAAGGACAGCCCCGCGCCACAGAGUUUAAAACAAAUUCCAGUCAGGUGUUUGACAUCGAAGCUGUGAACAUCAGUGCCACAAGCUUUACCCUGACCUGGAAAAUCAAUGAGAAUGAGCCAUCUUCUGUCUAUACCUACAAGAUACAAGUUGCUGGCGAGACAGAUCCCUUCAAUCUCACUGUCCAUGAGACUCGUGCCGUCAUCACCCCACUCAACUCGAGCACGUUAUACAACAUCACAGUGUGGCCUUUCCCUGACAACGGUUCUGCGGGCAUACCGGGCUUUCUCCAGGUGUACACCCCCCCCUGUCCAGUUUCUGACUUCCGAGUGACAAGUGUCAACACAAGGGAAAUUGGCUUAGCAUGGAAUAGCAAUGACUCUAAUUCCUUUGAGAUACAUAUCACACGGGAUGAAGUUGGAGUAAUUCAAACAACCACCAAACAAAGUAUUGUCAUUGAGGGCUUAUCCCCUGGAACCAAGUAUCGUUUUGACAUAUUUCCACAAGGACCAGAUGGGACUAAAGGGGAUUCCCAAACAGUUUACGGUACAACUGACAACAGUGCAGUGGUUGAUAUCCGUGUGGUUAAUGUCACCACAACCGACAUGCAGUUGGAGUGGCGGAAUACAGACAAUGUUACUGGGUACAUCUACUGUGUAGUGAUACAGUCUGAGCACAGCUCUAACCAGACAAAUAGUUCUCAUGAAGCAAUCACUCUCGGGGGCCUGAUCCCGGGCACCUUAUAUAACAUCACAAUCUUCCCAAAAAUGAACAAUUCCCAGGGGAACCCCAACUCCACUGCACAGUACACACGGCCCAGCAAUGUGUCCAACAUUGAAGUAAGGACCAACACCACAGCAGCAACCUUAAACUGGCAGAACUUUGAUGAAGCCUCUUCCAGGUACACCUACCGCCUUCUUAUGAAGCAGGAUGGAAAUGCCAGCAAGGCCCCACCAAUAGUCACAGGCGUCGGCAUCACCUACGCUACAGUCACCGAGUUAACACCUGGCUCCUCAUACACCGUAGAGAUCUUCACACAGGUGGGGAAUGUCACCGAGUCACUGGCACCUGGCUGGCAGUCAUUCUGUACAGACCCUGCACCAGUAACCUCCUUCCACUGUGAAGUGGUCCCCAAAGAGCCAACCUUGGUCCUCAAGUGGGCCUGCCCUUUCGGCAUCAACACAGGCUUCGAGCUGGAGGUCAGCCACGGAGACUGGGAGAAUAUGACGAACCUGGAGAGCUGCUCCUCGGAGAACGGCUCUGAGUACAGGACGGAAGUCACAUAUUUGAAUUUUUCUACCUUGUACAACAUCACCAUCACUGCCCGGUCCUGUAACAAGACGGCAUCGCCCACCCAAAACACCUGCCUCACUGGCAUCACAGACCCUCCUUCUCCAGAUGGAUCCCCUAAUAUUACAUCUGUCAGUCACAAUUCUGUGAAGGUCAAAUUCAGUGGGUUUGAAGCCAGCCACGGACCCAUCAAAGCCUACGCUCUCAUUCUCACCACUGGGGACGCUGUUCAUCCGUCAGCAGAUGUAUUGAGAUAUACGUACGAAGAUUUCAAAAAGGGGGCCUCGGAUACCUAUGUGACAUACCUCAUAACAACAGAAGAAAAAAGCUGUUCUCAGGGCUUAUCUGAAGUCUUGAAAUACGAAAUCAAUGUUGGGAACGAGUCCACCACGCACGGCUAUUACAACGGGAAGCUGGAACCUCUGGGUUCCUAUCGGGCUUCUGUGGCUGGCUUCACCAAUAUUACCUUCAACCCUCACAGUGAUGGACUCAUAGAUGGGGCUGAGAGCUACGUGUCCUUCAGUCGCUACUCAGAUGCUGUUUUCUUGCCCCAGGAUCCAGGUGUCAUCUGUGGAGCAGUGUUUGGAUGUAUCUUUGGUGCCUUGGUUAUUGUGGCCGUAGGAGGCUUCCUCUUCUGGAGAAAGAAAAGGAAAGAUGCCAAGAACAAUGACGUGUCCUUUUCUCAAAUUAAACCUAAAAAAUCCAAGUUAAUCAAAGUGGAGAAUUUUGAGGCCUACUUUAAGAAACAGCAAGCUGACUCCAACUGUGGAUUUGCAGAAGAAUAUGAAGAUCUGAAGCUUGUUGGAAUUAGUCUACCUAAGUACGCAGCUGAACUGGCUGAGAAUAGAGGAAAAAAUCGCUAUAACAAUGUUCUACCCUACGAUAUUUCCCGUGUCAAACUUUCAGUCCAUGCCCAUUCAACUGACGACUACAUCAAUGCCAACUACAUGCCUGGCUACCAUUCCAAGAGAGAAUUUAUUGCCACACAAGGACCUUUACCCAACACUUUGAAAGAUUUUUGGCGUAUGGUUUGGGAGAAAAAUGUCUAUGCCGUUGUCAUGCUGACCAAAUGUGCUGAGCAGGGAAGGACCAAAUGUGAGGAGUACUGGCCCUCCAAGCAGGCUCAGGACUAUGGGGACAUAACGGUGGCAAUGACAUCAGAAAUUGUUCUACCAGAAUGGACCAUCAGAGACUUCACAGUGCAAAAUAUCCAGACAAGUGAGAGUCACACUCUGCGUCAGUUCCAUUUCACCUCCUGGCCUGACCAUGGCGUUCCCGACACCACUGACCUGCUCAUCAACUUCCGGUACCUUGUUCGUGACUACAUGAAGCAGAGUCCUCCUGAGUCACCGAUUCUGGUGCACUGCAGUGCUGGGGUGGGAAGGACGGGCACUUUCAUUGCCAUCGAUCGUCUUAUCUAUCAGAUGGAGGACGAGAACACUGUGGAUGUGUACGGGAUUGUGUAUGACCUUCGAAUGCACAGGCCUUUAAUGGUGCAGACAGAGGACCAGUAUGUUUUCCUCAAUCAGUGUGUUUUGGAUAUUAUCAGAUCCCAGAAGGACUCGAAAGUAGAUCUCAUCUACCAGAACACAACUGCAAUGACAAUCUACGAAAACCUUGCACCAGUGACCGCGUUCGGAAAGACAAAUGGUUACAUUGCCUAAAUUCCAAAGGAAAACCUUUCUGGAGUUAACCAGACCGUCACACCCACAGCAGAGGAAAAUGCCCCGAUGUUGACAUGUUUUUAUAUGUCUAGUAUCCUAAUUCUUUGUUCCGUUUUGUUAGAACUAAUUUGAGAGUGUGAAGCUGCGCAUGUGAAACAUGACAAGUGAGAAGUUGGGGCUGUCAGGGGCUGUGGAUGGGUAGUGAGCAAAUCAACUAUGUUUCUGAUUAUCAGUGGGAUGAGUUCCCUUUUUUUUUUUUCUUGAGAAUUACAGAACACCAGGAAAAGUGAGCUAUGAUUUUUUUUUCUUUUACAAGACAUUCUUUUUUAAAAAGACUAUUUUAUAUGAUUCACAUGCUAAAGCCAGGAUUGUGUUAGGUUGAAUAUAUUUUAAGUAUCAGAGGUCUAUUUUUACCUACUGUAUCUUGGAAUCUAGCUGAUGGAAAAUACAUAAUAGUGGAUGAUUAUCAUGUAGGGAGGGCUACGUGGUACCUCUCCUGCCUGGGUUUUCUAUUUGAACAUGUGCCUUUUCUGAAUUAUGCUUCCACAGGUAAAACUCAGUAGAUCUCUAUUUUUGUAUUGAAUCUCAUAAUUGGACUAUGUGGAAUAUUUAAACAGUAGUUUAGUAUCAGAGGUUCAGCCUUCUUAGUAACAUUCCUGUUCUCAUUUGAUUAGAGGAGAUCCUCCCCAACUUCCUCCAUCCCCUGUUUUGUGCUCUAUUCUUUCUUCCCUUUUCCCCUCCUAUUUUUCCCCAAAGACACUUCUGAUGGCCACAUUUUCUGCCCAUUGGUUGGGCAAGAGUGGAAACUAAACUAUCACCGUGAGAAUUUCGGGGUGGGGGAAGGUCGGGGGGAAGCAGAGGAACCCUUCAGUGACACAAUAAUCUUUUAUUGUCCCCAUUUGAUCUUUUUUCUCAUUUCUGUAUGUGGUAAGAAGGAUUAUUUAAAGGUGCAAUAUGUGACUUAGUGAUUCAUGAUGCUCUAGGUUUUUAGUAACGUUUUACUCAGGUUGGCAUUUUAUGUGUCUCUGUGUGUCCGUGUAUGUGUGUGUGUGUUUUUAAAAGCGUGGCAAUCUGCGAACACUUCCGUGUGAAAACAGUGUCAGAUGAAUCCCUCCUUCCGUAGAGUCUACUGGCUUUAGUCUGUAUCUGCAGUGACACAUACCCGUAUCUGCUGUAUAUAUAUAUACUAAACUCUUAAAACAGUCAUUCCUUGGAACUGAGGUGUACAAAGUUCAAAUUUGUAUCAAAGAUGUAAUUAUUAUUUUUAAAACUUCUUUUCACUAUACUGCUGCUGUAAUUACUUUGAUUUUUUUAAAGUGUAGGUUGAUUUUUGUUGUUGUUGUUUUUGGCUUUCAGGUAUGUGUAUCCACCGAGAAUUUCAGAAUCUAUGUGGAUUUAUUUUAUUGGUACAUAAUCUGUAAACUUCUCAAGGCAUUAACAUGAAAGGAUUUGUUUCUUUUUAUUUUA